Ostreobium quekettii is the source of this 660-nucleotide messenger RNA. The record is from the annotation of a GenBank genome assembly. Lineage: Eukaryota; Viridiplantae; Chlorophyta; Ulvophyceae; Bryopsidales; Ostreobiaceae.
AUGGCGCCCGUGGAAGGGGUGAUCCAGAUUCAGGGUGACAUUACCAGCGAGGUGACUGCCAAGGAAGUGAUAGACCACUUCGAUGGGGGAAGGGCGGACCUUGUGGUUUGUGAUGGAGCACCAGAUGUCACUGGCCUACAUGACCUUGAUGAGUAUGUGCAGCAACAGCUGGUCCUUGCUGCGGUGACGAUCAUGACUCAUGUCCUGAAACAUGGUGGGAAUUUUGUUGCCAAGGUCUUCCGAGGGAAGGGCAUCAGUUUGCUGUACUCACAGCUGAAGAUGCUGUUUCCCACAGUGACUUGCACAAAACCCAAGAGCAGUCGAAACUCAAGCAUCGAAGCUUUUGUUGUUUGUGAGGGCUAUACGCCGCCGCCUGGAUUCCAUCCUUCAUUGUUGCGUGGACUCUUGACUGGAUCAACUUUAAACAUCCCCAUGGAGGAGCAGUCCAUCGAAAACCGACGCCUGGUGCCCUUCUUGGCUUGUGGAGAUCUCAGUGGCUGGGAUGCUGAUCAGAACUAUGACCUUGAUGAAGGGGCAGAGAUCCUUGACCCUGUGCAACCGCCAACGAAGCCUGCAUACAAAGAGGCCCUUGAACGAGUGAAAUGGGGCGGUGCUGGAAAGGAGGGCCCUUCUGGCAAAGGUGGGGCACAGGGUGGGUAG